Messenger RNA from Myripristis murdjan (pinecone soldierfish), 1821 nucleotides. RefSeq names its product brain and acute leukemia cytoplasmic protein. NCBI's taxonomy places the organism in Eukaryota, Metazoa, Chordata, Actinopteri, Holocentriformes, Holocentridae. Gene Ontology annotation, cellular component: cytoplasm. The record is from RefSeq and is a predicted model, not a curated record. The transcript is spliced from 3 exons. The coding region runs from base 27 to 416 and encodes 129 amino acids.
UCAGUCAGCUCCGACACCUGCCGUGGAUGAUAUCUCCGAUGGGUUGUGGUGGGAGCCGGGCGGACGCGAUUAUCGAGCCCAGGUAUCAUGAAAGCUGGACCAGAGAGACGGAAUCGACGUGGCUCACGAAUACCGACGUGGAGACUCCUCUCCCCGGAAUAAACAGUAAAGCUCUGGAGGCCAGUCUGAAGGAGAAGAGGAUGGUGAACACGGGGACCCAGUGUGGGAAACAGGCCCUCACCACCACCAGCUCCAACCACCAGAGAAAACCAAGACGCUCCUGCAAUGAUCAAACCUCUCGGGACUCCAAAAGGAGAUCAUCAAAGGAGGCCAGUGCUUUGUCUAAGGAUGCUCAGCCCGUCAACAUCAGCAGCAGUGGAGAUAAUGAAUCUGGACAGGCAUGUGAUGAAAGAUGAAGGCCAUUUCCUUGUUAACUUCUGUAAAGAGGGACAUGGCUAGUGCAGUGAGCAGCUCAGCAGAGGAUGGGAUGAUGGUUUACAUAGUGAUGUGGAAGAUGUGUGCUUGCGAAUCUCUAAGAUCUUAGCUAUUUUUCUUGGUGAUUUCUAGUAUAAGCAACUGCUUUCGUCUCCAUCCAAAGAUCUUGGGAUGCUGCAUCUUUGUUUUGCCAUUGCAAAUGCAUGCAGUAAAGAGUGGUUCACAAACACUGUUCACACACUCGCCAUCAUGCUUUUCUCCUAUGCUUAGGCUAUGGUGCCAUGUUCAGCGACACCACUGGAUUACAGGAACAGACUGUCCCUUAUACACAUGAUAAUCUCAGUCUGCACUUCAAAUGUUCUCUGUGUGGGGCCUUCCUCAACAAUUUGCUUCAUUUCUGUGUGCAAGAGUUCUGAAUGACAGAAACAGUGAGUGAAAAAAACAGUGGUAACACUGUUUAACCUCAGUAAAUGCUGUAAUUAUAUUACAUUUAGUUGAACCUGAAGUGCUGUUCAGAAAUCAAGAGUUAGAAGUUUAAGACACAAAGGCUGAGGGCUAUUUUUACUUGGGCCUUUGCAAAAUAACAAAACACACACCCGCAUGUGCCUAUGACUUGUCUUGUUUUAAACUGCUCCUGUGUUUUGUUCUCAGGAUCUUUUUCUUUUAUGUUAUCAUAUUACAUUGUAUUAUUUGCCCUAUUGUGUUGUAAUAUUGUGUAAUGUGUGGCUUAUAUUAAUUUGCAUGUAUCCUAUAAAUCAGUCUGGAAACUGCUGAAAAAGUUUUGUCAUUGAUCAACGAUGAUCGUCCAAACAUCACAAAAGGCAACACGCUGUUUCAAAUAUAUUGCCAAUGCCAAUAUUUUGCCCAUCCGGUUUACAUGAACACAGAAAUACUGUGUAAAGAAGUAAAACAUUUUUCUGUCAGUUAUAUUCAGGAUGGGUGGUCAUGGUAUUAGAAUGGUUUUAAUAAAGAAACUUGCUCAGUAGGUGGCGCUCCUAACCAGGUCUUUGGUGAAGGGCUCAAGUAGCUCCAGAGAAGAUGACUGUUGCUGAUUGCAAAUUUGACCAGUAAACAUUUAAGACCAAGACAGUCAGCUAAUAGAGGUAGCUCUGCUUUGCUGGAGACUAAUCAAUAGUCAAUCAAUCAGCCACAUCUUCUAAGUAAAGCAGGGGUGUUAACAGUUUGUCAAGAGGAAGGGUGAUUGUUUUUUUUUAUGAUUUAGUGAGAUGAUACCUGUGAAAUACGUAAAGAUCAACUUUGCUGAUUGAAAACACACGUUCUUUGUAUUUGAUUGUUGUCAGUUCUUUAAGUUGUUGAAAAAGCCAGAGAAAAUGUGAUGAAUGCAAUCAUAUUUCUUACAGCUAUAGAAAUGCUAUAGCAGAAGUC